Molecule: messenger RNA, 7220 nt
Organism: Pundamilia nyererei
Lineage: Eukaryota; Metazoa; Chordata; Actinopteri; Cichliformes; Cichlidae
Gene: unc13bb
Product: unc-13 homolog Bb (C. elegans)
Exons: 41
Coding region: 208-5016 (1602 amino acids)
Biological process (GO): dense core granule priming; synaptic transmission, glutamatergic; synaptic vesicle priming
Cellular component (GO): terminal bouton; neuromuscular junction; plasma membrane
Molecular function (GO): phospholipid binding; diacylglycerol binding; calmodulin binding
Source: RefSeq, a predicted model, not a curated record
UUUAAUAAUGGCGUGGCAGCAGAGAGUGGCAGCUGCUCUCUGCCCAGGUCCGGGACCGGAAACCCACCUGUAAACAUCAAAGAGGAAUUUGAUGAAAAAAAUCUGUUUAGUGACUGUUAUAAUGUUACCUCACAGAGUAAAUCUCCGCUGAGAGGUCGCUCUGUAAACUGUGUGAAACUACUGGAUUGUCGCUGGAAGCGGUCGGUCAUGUCGUUACUGUGCGUCAGAGUGAAGAAAGCCAAACUCCAGGGACCACCAGAUAAGUUCAACACCUAUGUGACGCUGAAAGUGCAAAAUGUUAAAAGCACAACUAUCACUGUGCGUGGGGACCAGCCCUGCUGGGAGCAAGAUUUCAUGUUUGAGAUCAACCAGCUGGACCUCGGCCUCAUUGUUGAGGUGUGGAACAAAGGUCUCAUCUGGGACACCAUGGUGGGGACUGCAUGGAUUCCAUUAAAAAGUAUCCGACAAUCAGAGGAGGAGGGCUCAGGUGAAUGGCUUUUCCUGGAUGCAGAGGUCCUGAUGAAAGCUGAUGAGAUAUAUGGCACGAAGAAUCCGACGCCUCAUCGAGUCCUGUUGGAUACUCGUUUCGAACUGCCUUUUGAUAUCCCAGAUGAUGAGGCACAGUAUUGGACUGGCAAACUGGAGCGCAUCAACAGAAUGGGAAUCCAUGAUGAGUGCUCUCUUCAGGAAGAUGUUCAGAGUCACCCAUUGCCAUUUGCGGCUUCCCAGUGCUCCUUGGAUGACCAGGACAGUGCUGUAGAUGACCGGGAUAGCGAUUACCGCAGUGAGACCAGUAACAGUUUGCCUCCACGUUACCACACAACUGCUCAGCCCAACUCAUCUAUGCACCAGUACCCGAUGGGGCCUCGGCCACAGCAUCGCCCGGAUGGCUGCACAGACUCUGUCCACAGUUUCGACCUGGACUACAGGGACCCAAGAGGAAGCAGUCCAGUGGAAAGUAGUCGCUUUGGGUCAUCAGGAAAUCUUAGCCAGACCAGCUCCCAGCUUAGUGAGACUGGCCACGAGAGCACUGGAGGGUCAGAACUGGAGGAGUCCUUCCACUCCUAUCAUAGUACUGGUUUUCACCCUUCUACCAAUGGGCAGCUACGCACAAAUGGCACAAAUCUCUCCAUCAAUGGACACUCUGUGGUCAGUGAGCGGGAGAUGGAUAGGCUGUCCCCUGACAAAAGACAGGACAUAAAAAGUGAUACUACAGCAGAGACAGGAUCCCCCAAACUCCACAGACCUAGUUUCCAUGAUGAUGAUGGACCACCAUUACCCUUUUCCCAAUCCAGACUUCAUUGGAUGAAGGCCAUCACUAAAGUCAGAGUUCAACUGCGGGAGGUCAGAGAUGUUGAACCCAGUACUCGACAGGCAUGGGUCAAAACAGGUGGAGGCUCUGGUCUGUAUGGAAUUGACAGUAUGCCGGACCUACGUAAAAAGAAGCCUAUCCCAUUGGUCAGCGAUGUGGCUAUGUCCCUUGUCCAAGCCAGGAAGGCAGGGAUCGCAUCUGCAAUGGCUGCUCGAUCAUCAAUUAAGGAUGAGGAGCUGAAAAAUCAUGUCUACAAGAAGACCCUGCAGGCUCUUAUCUACCCCAUAUCUUGCACCACACCACAUAACUUCGAGGUGUGGACAGCGACUACACCUACAUACUGCUAUGAGUGUGAGGGGCUCCUGUGGGGAAUCGCACGGCAAGGCAUGCGUUGUUCUGAGUGUGGUGUCAAGUGCCAUGAAAAGUGCCAAGAAUUACUGAAUGCUGACUGUCUGCAGCGUGCGGCAGAGAAGAGCUCUAAGCAUGGAGCUGAAGACCGCACUCAAAAUAUCAUCAUGGCCAUGAAGGACAGGAUGAAGAUCAGGGAAAGAAACAAACCAGAAAUCUUUGAGCUGAUCAGGGAAGUGUUUGUCAUCAGCAAAGCCAUCCAUGCACAGCAGAUGAAAACCAUCAAACAAAGCGUAUUGGAUGGGACGUCAAAGUGGUCAGCCAAGAUCACAAUCACAGUUGUUUGUGCACAAGGACUUCAGGCAAAAGACAAGACAGGAUCCAGUGAUCCGUAUGUCACUGUUCAGGUGGGCAAGACCAAGAAGAGAACAAAGACCAUCUAUGGAAACCUCAAUCCAGUCUGGGAGGAAAAGUUCCAUUUUGAGUGCCACAAUUCCUCAGACCGAAUCAAAGUGCGAGUGUGGGAUGAAGAUGAUGACAUCAAGUCCAGAGUGAAGCAGCGUCUGAAGAGGGAAUCUGACGAUUUCCUGGGACAGAGCAUCAUUGAAGUCCGAACGCUGAGCGGAGAAAUGGAUGUCUGGUAUAACCUGGAGAAAAGGACAGACAAAUCAGCUGUGUCUGGUGCCAUUCGCCUCCAAAUCAACGUGGAGAUCAAAGGAGAGGAGAAAGUGGCUCCAUAUCACGUGCAGUACACUUGUUUGCAUGAGAACUUGUUCCAUCAUUCAACUGAUGUACUUGGUCAAGGUGUGGUAAAAAUUCCAGAGGCUCGUGGAGACGAUUCUUGGAAAGUCUACUUUGAUGAUGUGGGACAGGACGUAGUGGAUGAGUUUGCCAUGCGCUAUGGGAUUGAGUCCAUCUACCAGGCCAUGACGCACUUUGCCUGUCUGUCUUCUAAGUACAUGUGUCCUGGAGUCCCUGCAGUGAUGAGCACCCUGCUGGCCAAUAUCAAUGCCUUCUACGCCCACACAACAGCCUCCACCAAUGUUUCUGCCUCCGACCGCUUUGCUGCUUCUAAUUUUGGGAAAGAACGCUUUGUCAAGCUCUUAGACCAGCUGCACAACUCCUUACGCAUUGACCUUUCUAGUUAUAGGAAUCACUUCCCUGCCAGCAGCAAGGAUCGCCUGCAAGAUCUGAAAUCCACUGUGGACCUUCUAACCAGCAUUACCUUUUUCAGGAUGAAGGUCCAGGAGUUACAGUCUCCGCCCAGAGCCAGUCAAGUUGUGAGGGAUUGUGUCAAAGCUUGCCUCAACUCUACAUACGACUACAUUUUCAAUAACUGCCACGAGCUGUACAGCAGACAAUACCAGCCUGUGGACACGAACAAGGAGGAGCUUCCUCUGGAGGAGCAGGGUCCAAGCAUUAAGAAUCUGGACUUCUGGCCCAAACUCAUCAUGCUCAUUGUUUCCAUCAUUGAAGAAGACAGAAACUCCUACACACCUGUACUGAACCAGUUCCCUCAAGAACUUAAUGUAGGAAAGGUGUCAGCAGAGGUCAUGUGGACAUUGUUUGCACAGGACAUGAAGUAUGCUAUGGAAGAGCAUGAGAAGCACAGGCUGUGUAAGAGCACAGACUACAUGAACCUGCACUUCAAGGUCAAGUGGCUCUACAAUGAAUAUGUCAAGGAGCUGCCAGUGUUUAAGGGUGUUGUACCAGACUACCCAUCAUGGUUUGUGCAGUUUGUGCUACAGUGGUUGGACGAAAAUGAGGAAGUAUCUAUGGAAUUUAUGAAUGGAGCUCUGGAAAGAGACAAAAAAGAUGGAUUCCAGCAGACAUCUGAGCAUGCUCUGUUCUCCUGCUCUGUGGUGGACAUCUUCACCCAGCUCAACCAGAGCUUUGAGAUUAUCAAGAAAUUGGAAUGUCCUGAUCCUAGGGUCAUGGCUCAGUAUAGUCGCCGCUUUUCCAAGACAAUUGCCAAAGUUCUUCUGCAGUACAGUGCCAUGCUGACCAAGAAUUUUCCAUCUUAUAUUGACAAAGAGAAGAUUCCCUGUGUAUUAAUGAAUAAUGUUCAGCAGUUAAGAAUCCAGCUGGAAAAGAUGUUUGAGUCAAUGGGUGCCAAACAGAUGGACACAGAGGCUUGUGACUUGCUGAAUGACCUGCAGGUGAGGCUGAACAAUGUGCUGGAUGAUCUAAGUAGAACCUUUGGGAACAGUUUCCAGACUCGCAUCAACGAGUGUAUGCGACAAAUGGCAUCUUUGCUGUACCAGAUCAAAGGACCAGUCAAUGCCAACAACAAAAACCAGGUGGAGGCUGACUCUGACAACAUGCUAAGGCCACUCAUGGACUUCCUGGAUGGAAAACUGACACUGUUUGCUACUGUGUGUGAGAAGACUGUAUUGAAGCGUGUGCUCAAGGAGCUAUGGAGGAUUGUAAUGACCAGCCUGGAGAAGACUAUUGUCCUGCCACAGGGCAAUGAUACCUUUGGAGCACAGAUUCUCUCAGCUGCAAAAGAACUGGGUCAGCUCUCCAAACUCAAGGAUCACAUGGCAGGGGAGGCUAAAAGCCUGUCCCCCAGGCAGUGUGCUGUCAUGGAUGUGGCACUGGACACAAUUAAGCAAUAUUUCCAUGCAGGAGGGAAUGGGCUGAAGAAGGCCUUCCUAGAGAAGAGUCCUGAGCUGUCCUCACUCCGCCACGCUCUGUCCCUCUAUACUCAGACAACAGACACACUCAUCAAGACGUUUGUGACCACACAACAAGCACAAGUGCACAAUGGAAAGGGUAUUAGGUUAACUCCCAAUGAAAAAAUACAACCCAGCAGGGGAUCAGGUGUGGACAAACCAAUUGGAGAGGUGUGUAUCCACAUUGAGCUUUAUACUCAUCCAAAGAGUGGAGAGAGGAAAGUUACUGUUAAAGUUGUGGGGGCCAGUGACUUAAAAUGGCAGACGUCUGGCAUGUUCAGACCCUUUGUGGAGAUCACCAUGAUCGGUCCUCACCUCAGUGACAAGAAACGGAAGUUCCAGACCAAGUCCAAGAACAACAGCUGGUCUCCCAAGUUCAAUGAAACCUUCCAUUUUGUUCUGGGUAACCAAGAUGGCUUUGAGUGCUAUGAGUUGCAAGCAUGCGUCAAAGAUUACUGUUUUGGUCGUGCCGACCGGGUGGUGGGUUUGGUCGUGCUGCAAUUAAGAGACAUCAUGGAGAAAGGCAACUGCGCCUGCUGGUGCCCCCUUGGACAGCGUAUAUACAUGGACGACACAGGCCUCACUGCCUUGCGAAUCCUGUCUCAAAGGUCCAAUGAUGAUGUGGCCAAGGAAUUUGUGAGGUUGAAGUCAGAAACUCGAUCAGCAGAGGAGGGCAGAUGAGGAUAUCUGGAGAACAAGACGGAAAACAAAAGGAUGGAAAAUCCUCUCCGAGUUUUAUUGUAGAUGAACAUGUGGACUCUUUCUUGGACCUGUGAUGUGUCUUAGCUGCUGUUGACUGUUUGGUAGUGGGUUGCCAUUUCUCUUACAUCACUGCUAUGUUCUCACCUUGGGUUUUUUUUGUUUGUUUGUUUUUUGACCAACAGUCACUUUGCAGUGUUCCUCAAACAUCCAUAUUAUUUGCUUUUCAGCAAACAGCCACAUAAAUGCUGGCUCACUCAAGCUUCACACUCAACAGCUGUUUCACAGGUUAGUGACCACUUACUCAGCUAUUUAACCUUAUUUGUAGCUCCUUUGUCAUCAGCCGGAGCGGCACGGUGAGCAUGUCAUAGCCUCAAGGGAACAGAUGAUGCCAGGUCCUGUUGAAGGGCCAAACAAAUCUCUGCACUUCCCUGGUGCAGAGAUUGUGCAAUAACCCCACCUCACCCCAAACUGUGGCCAAGUGUUUUAUGCCUUACACUCUGCAAACUGUGAAUGUGUGAAGUAGGCUUUUAAAAACCAUAUUCUCUAUCUCCUUGGGUGAUGGUUUGGGUAAAUGUGAAAAUACUAUGUUUUAUCUUAUAAAGGAGUGUUUUGUUUGAUGAAUGAACGAGCACUAGCUAGGACACAAUCCUGGUCAAGUACUGACAUACUUUGUGAAAUGAAGGUACUUAAAGUAACAAACCUUAAUUUUGCUAAUUUCACAGAUCAAUUUGAAGGAUUAAUUGGUUUAAUGUGUGCCUUGCCAUGUGAAGUUUCCAGCCCUAUUUCCCCGGGAAAAGGAAUAGCUAGAUAUAAAACCUGAGGGAAUAAAAAUCAGUAACAAUAAGGUUUAACUAAAAUCCUCAUGAAAAUUCACUGUGGAAGUUUAACAAGAGUGCUAUUUGAGCCAUCUUUAUUUAGCUCAUGUAGCCUAGUAUAACCAUGAUGGUGUAACCAUUUUAUUUAUUUUUUUUAUACGUAUUUAUUUUUGUGUUUCAAAACUUGUGAUGGAAUUAUUGUUUACCACCAAAAAUGGACGUAUUUACCACGACAGUGUCAAAGCAUUUGCACAGUGGUUGGUCUAAGCUGCUGAUGUAGCCUAAAUUGGGCCUGAAUUGCAGCUUCAUAACAAGUUGAAAUACACACCCUCAAACUAAAAGUGACAAGCAAGUGCUUGUCAUGCAAUUAAUAACCAAGGUAACCAUGUGUGUCCUUGAUUUAAGAGAUAAUUGUCUUGUUGAAUUAUUCAUUUAGAAAUAGUAGAUGUUGAACUUUCUUCCAAAAAAUAAAAUCUGCAUAUCUGGACAAAUAUUUAAAGUUUACAUAUAUAAUUCUGUCCUGUUUUCUUCUACUCUUUGGAGUGGCCUUACUUUGAUGAAAAGAUAAUAAAUAAAGAAAAGUAAUCUUUUUUGCUUUGUUUUGUUUUGUUUUGUUUUUUUAAUUGCUUUUUUUUAAAGCCCUUGUAUUUCCUUUGGCUUACAGCAAUGAUGACUAGCUACUUCUUUGCCCAUAAAAAUGUUCAUUGUCCAGUUUUCCAAGUGAUUUUCCAUAUCAUUUUAUUGGGUAUAUUUAUCUGGGUUAGGUUUUCUUUUUAAUGUGUUAUAGUUAGUGUUACUUUAUUCUUUCUGAUGUUAUAAAAGCUUUCCUUGGUCCUCCUUAUUAGUUUACGAUGGUUUGUUUUUUUUGGGGUUUUUUUGUUUUUGUUUUUUUUUCAGUUGUGUGGACUGAAGUGAUGUGCGUCAGUGUUGUGAUGUAAUGGAAAAUGUGAAUGUUAGACUUAAUGAAAAAUGAUUAUUGCUCUAUUAUAAAACCCUCAGUGCGUGCACAUUGUGAAACUGGUCACAACCACAACUCAAUGCUCCUCUUUGUUACAGUGUAUUAACCCCUGUGAAUAAUUAACGUUAUUGGUUUAAGAGGGUCAAUGUUUCACAGCCAUUCUCUAAGCUACAUGUUCCUUGUGCCAAGUUGCUACUGUUUAUUUUUGAUCACUUUUUUUGUGUUUUCAAAAAAUUUUAAACCCCUAUGCUAUCACUAAAUCACUGCUGUAGUUAUCAAGUACAGUAUGUAAAACACUGUACUUCAUUAUUUGUGUAAUCUUUGUCAUUAUUGUAAACUGUUGUUGCCAUGUAAACAUUCCAAAUAAUGAAUUUUGUAUAAAAUAUUUAAUAAGUAUUUAUAAAUCUUCU